Messenger RNA from Dama dama (fallow deer), 4224 nucleotides. It is a transcript of the gene MTRR, whose product is annotated as 5-methyltetrahydrofolate-homocysteine methyltransferase reductase. The transcript is spliced from 15 exons. Gene Ontology annotation, cellular component: cytosol. NCBI's taxonomy places the organism in Eukaryota, Metazoa, Chordata, Mammalia, Artiodactyla, Cervidae. Gene Ontology annotation, biological process: homocysteine metabolic process. Gene Ontology annotation, molecular function: FMN binding; flavin adenine dinucleotide binding; [methionine synthase] reductase (NADPH) activity. Bases 192 to 2285 code for a protein of 697 amino acids. The record is from RefSeq and is a predicted model, not a curated record.
AGCCGGGGCCUGCGGACCCUGAGCUUUUUCCUCAGCAGCCCGGCCGGAUUCCUACAGGUGACUGUACCCAGCGGCCGCUGCUGCCAGAUCUGGGCGACCGGCGUCGCUCUCCGGGUCCCUCCUGCCGGCCCAGGCUGGACGCGCGCGGGGAGGAGUGUAACUGUUACAGCUGUACCAUAUGCUUUGAGGUGAUGAGGAGGUUUUUGUUACUCUAUGCUACACAACGAGGACAGGCAAAGGCCAUAGCAGAAGAAAUAAGUGAAAAAGCAGUUACGUAUGGUUUUUCUGCAGAUCUCUACUGUAUUAGUGAGUCGGAUAAGUAUGAUCUGAAAACUGAAACAGCACCUCUUGUGAUGGUGGUUUCUACCACGGGCAACGGAGACCCGCCUGACACAGCCCGCAAGUUUGUUAAAGCCAUACAGGACAAGACGCUGCCACCUGACUUCCUGGCUCACCUGCGAUAUGGAUUACUAGGUCUGGGUGAUUCAGAAUACACGUACUUCUGUAACGGGGGGAAGGUAAUUGAUAAACGACUUCAGGAGCUUGGAGCCCAGCGUUUCUACAACACUGGCCACGCGGAUGACUGUGUAGGUUUAGAACUUGUGGUUGAGCCAUGGAUUAACGGACUCUGGGCCGCCCUCGAGAAGCAUUUUCUGUUGAACAGAGGAAGAGAGGAUACAAGUGAAACUCUCACCAUGGCAUCUCAUGCUUCCCAGAGGACAGAUCCCUUGACACCAGAAUUAUUACAUGUGGAAUCACAAGUUGGACUUCUGAGAUUAGAUGAUUCUGGAGGAAAGGCUGCUGAAGUUUUGGAACAAAAUGCAGUGAACAGCAGUCAAUCAAGUACUUUGAUUGCAGACUUUGAGGCCUCGCUUACCUGUUCAGUACCCCCACUUUCACAAGCCUCUCUGAAUAUUCCUGCCUUACCACAGGAAUAUUUAGAGGUGCAUCUGGAGGAGGCCUUUGGCCAGGAGGAAAGCCACGCAUCUGUGAGUUCGGUGGAUCCAGUGUUUCGCGUUCCAAUUUCAAAGGCAGUUCAACUGACUACGAAUGAUGCCAUAAAAACCACUCUUCUGAUAGAACUGGACAUUUCGAAAACGGAUUUUUCUUAUCAGCCUGGAGAUGCCUUCAAUGUGAUCUGUCCCAACAGCGACUCUGAAGUACAGUUCCUGCUGCAGAGACUGCAGCUCGAAGACAGGAGAGAGCACCGUGUCGCCGUGACGAUUAAGGCAGACACGAGGAAGAAAGGCGCAGCCUUGCCCGAGCACAUACCUGAGAGGUGUUCUCUCCACUUCCUUCUCACCUGGUGCCUCGAAAUACGAGCCGUUCCCAAGAAGGCGUUCCUGCGAGCCCUCGCGGACCACACUGGCGACGGCGCCGAGAGGCGGCGGCUGCUGGAGCUGUGCAGCCGGCAGGGGGCGGCCGACUACGCCCGCUUCGUCAGGGACGCCUGCGCCUGCCUGUCCGACCUGCUGCGGGCCUUCCCGUCCUGCCAGCCUCCACUCGGCCUCCUGCUCGAACAUCUUCCCAAGCUCCAACCCAGACCGUACUCGUGUGCAAGCUCAAGUCUAUUUCACCCAGGGAAGCUUCAUUUCAUUUUUAACAUUGUGGAGUUUUUGUCUAACACUACGGAGGUGGUUCUUCGGAGAGGCGUGUGCACAGGCUGGCUGGCCACCUUGGUUGAAUCAAUUCUUCAGCCGUACACGUGUGCAAACAAUGCAGAUGGCAAGAAAGCCCUGGCUCCCAAGAUAUCCAUCUCUCCUCGAACAACAAACUCUUUCCACUUACCAAGUGACCCUUCAGUCCCCAUCAUAAUGGUGGGUCCAGGAGCGGGCGUGGCCCCCUUCAUUGGUUUCCUGCAACACAGAGAGAAGCUCCAGGAGCGACACCCAGGGGGCCGCUUUGGGGCCACGUGGCUGUUCUUCGGCUGCAGACACAAGGAGAGGGAUUAUUUGUUCAGAGAUGAGCUCAGACACUUCCUUAAGUGUGGAGUGCUCACUCACUUGGAAGUCUCCUUCUCAAGAGAUGCUGCUGUGGGGGAGGAGGAAGGCCCAGCCAAGUAUGUGCAAGACAGCCUCCAGCGUCACAGCAAGGAGGUGGCGGGGGUCCUCCUCCAGGAGAGCGGUUUCAUUUACGUGUGUGGAGAUGCUAAGAAUAUGGCCAAGGAUGUCCACGAUGCCCUUGUGGAAAUAAUAAGCAGAGAGACUGGAGUUGAGAAACUAGAGGCAAUGAAAACAUUGGCCACUUUAAAAGAAGAAAAGCGGUAUCUUCAGGAUAUUUGGUGAUAAACCUGGAAAGUAAAAGAAGAGAAUUAAGCUUUUUUUUUGGCGGAAAGUACCAACAUAAAACUUGACUUGAAGCUUGGGACUUUGAGCGUUUAAAUUUAAAAAAAAAAAAAUUUUUUUUUUCAAUGUUUCUUGGAGGAGAUGGAGUGGGGCGUGGACUGUUUUAACCAUACAGGAAACUUUCAAUUCAGCUUUCCAUACCUCCCCCACUCUGCCGGGCCUGCCGGCAAAAGGAACAGGUCGAGGACGCAAUCACCAGAGCACCUGAGAAAUAAAAGACUAGGAAAGAUGGGGUUGAGAGGGACUGAGUCAGCUUGUGACUGAUUCCGACGACUUUAUUGAGGGGUAACAUACAUAUAUAUACUAACAGGAUUCACCAAAUUUUAGAUCAAAGACUUGCAUACGUGCAGAACUGCAGACACUAGUUUUAGCUCAGGAGUUUUAUCUUAACUCCAGCAGAGCAUGGCACCAGCGUCUUACAAUCAGGUAAAGACUACCUAGACAUAAGCUAUUCACAGGAGCCCGAUAAUCUUAUCAGAGUCAAGAAAAUGGGCAAAUGGUGGCUGCAGCGAUUUCCUUGAGGGAGGUGAGAAAGGCCAAUUUGCACUUUAACAAAUCAAGGGUGGCGGGACAGAGAGGGACCUCUUGAUCUCUCUCAGGGCCGAGAAGGGGCCUGAGCAGUCAGGCCGGCUCCCCGCACCGCUCACCCCUCCCCAAACCACCCUGAACGGAAAGGCGGCCCUGACUCCUCCACCAGCACCUCCCAGGCCACCUCUAUACCCUGGAGAAUUUUUGCAGGGACGUCGACCGGCUCACUGGGCGUCUCUGUCAGUGCGUGUGAAGGCUUCUCAGCACAGGAUGUGAGCUCGGGAGCCAACGUGGUAGGUGGUCAGGUCUUGUGAACUGGUUGCCAGUUUUUUUAAUAAUCUAAAAUUAAUUUAUAUUUUAUAUGAAAUACACCAUAAAGAGUAUUCAUAGGAGUGUAUUAAAAUUACAUAUGUAUAGUAAAUCUGAUUACAUGUUUAUAUAUAAUUUUAUCAGAUGGUUUAUUACCGAAACUAUAUUUCUGAUAAAAAUAUUUUAAGGUAAUGCUUACAGUGAUUCUUUUCAUGAUGCUAGAAAUAUAAACUAUAUUUUGAAAUUCCACCCUGGCAUAUGAUUUACUUAGCAUGGUUAUUUCUUCUUAAUAUCACAGUUCCAGAAUUUAAAGAAAUUUGCAUUCAGAUUAUAGAUCCAUUUCCCAUCUUUUGAUUUCUGCCCCUUUUGGUGUACUUUUAAAUUUUCCCACAUAAUUUAUUGUUAUUUCUGUGAUUGUAACCUGGGCUUAAAAUACCUACUUAAUACCCUUGUAUUUCAUAAAUUCCUACUAUUGUCUGAAUAUUUAUGUCCCCCAGCUUCCACCCUGCCCCCCAGUUCAUAUGUUUGACUCCUCACCUCUGAUAUGAUGGUACUAGGAGCUGGGCCUUUGUGGGGUGACAAGGUCAUGAUGGUGGAGCUCUUAGGAAUGGGAUUGGUGCCCUUGUUUCAAGACGCCCCACAGGGCUCCCUGCUCUUCCUGCCCUGUGAAGACACAGUGUGAAGUUGGCAUCUGCAACCCUGAGGGCUUCACCAGAACCUAACAACACUGGCACCUGGUCUGAACUUCUGGCUUGCAGAACUGUGAAAGAUUUCUGUUGUUUAUAAGCUACCCAGUGAGAUCUUGUUGCAGCAGCUCGAUUGGACUACUGGACUAAGACAAUUCCCACUGACCCAUUCUCUUUUAGUAUUUGUCAGAACAGAAACCAAAGUAUAAAAGGGGCAUCGAAAUUUUUUCUCCUAGUCUCUGGUAUAUAUUGUUUUUUUAAUUAAAGAGAUUCGCAUUUAAAAAAUCUCUACCUGUCAAAGGGUUCUGGUCAUUUUGAAAAAUAAAUAUCUAAAAUAAUAUUGUGUAUAAUCUUAA